GGCGUUUAGAAUCUUUCAUAAUGGGACAAAUGCCUGAACAACUUCCAGCGUCAAUUUGUGUAUUCCCCCGGACAAUAAACUGUGUGUGUUUUUGUCUUAUACAGGUCAUCUGUACUUUAGUGCCUUAACAAUGCUCCGUGCCACCACUGCCUUCCUGUGCUCCUAUUGCCAGAAGAGGAGCGUCUUAACCCCUCAUAUGGGCUUCUCUGCCUCUACCCUCACCAACAAGCGGCCAGAGAACCAGCAAACUGUCGACUCCCUUUAUGACCUAUCAGUGGACAUCCGUAAAGUGCGUAAGUUCAAGGGAUGGGUGCUGUCAGAGAAGUCUGUGUACGUGUACGAGACGGCGGACCUGCUGCGGGACAUGGGCGCUGACACUGCUUCCAUUGCCCGUGUGCUGGAGACCCACCCCGAGGCUAUCCUGUGUCAGCCCGAGGACGUGGCAGCUCAGCGGGACCUCUGGUCCUCCGUAUGCCCCAACCAGCGUGAGCUGGUAGGCAUCAUUGAGAAGUUCCCUGCCUCCUUCUUCACGCUCACGCACCACACCAACCAGCGUGACAACAUACGCUAUCUCCAGAGCCUGCGCCUCAGCAAGCGCAUCAUCGGGAAGUUGAUGGCCAGCGCCCCCCAGAGCUUCAGCCGGCCUGUGGAGAGCAACCAGGAGGUCAUCCACACGCUGCGAGAGACUUACCUGGACCUGGGAGGGGACGAGGGAAACCUGCGCUUAUGGUUCCAAAAGCUGCUCAGCCAGAACCCCUACAUCCUGAUGCGGCCGGCUGAGGCGUGGAGGGACAGUCUGGGCUUCUUGAGGGAGAAGGGCUUCACCACAGAGGAGCUCCUGGUCCUGGUCUCCAGCCUCAGGGCCUCCAUCGCAGAGCUGCAGCCUGAGGCCAUGCAACAGGCUCUGGACUACACCCAGGGGGUGCUCGUGUGCUCUGAAGAUGAGCUCCGGGAGAUAGUCCUCCGCUGCCCUGCUGUACUGUACUACUCUGUGCCCACCCUGGCGGGCCGGUUCAAGGGGCUGCUGGACUUGGGGGUGAGCAUGGACCAAGUGAGGGAGACGCCCAACGUGCUGGAGCUCACCACUCAGAUUGUACUCUACCGCAUCCAGAAACUAGCCUCUUACGGCUAUGACGUGCGAGGUGGCAGCCUGGACGUUAUCGUCGGCACCAAGAAGGACUUUGAGAUGACCUAUAGCAAACUGCAGCUAAGGCAACAACGACCACUCUUCAACCCUGUUGCCCCCCUCAGGACCGCAGAGGAGUGAAUGUUAAUGGACCACAUCUUGAUGUUUUAAGGGGAUGGGAUGAAUACUGCACGGUUGCAGAACAAGCUAUGGGUGUUUUACUGUAAUUACUGAUUGGAGACUGAGGUCUUAUGAUGUCUCCGUUGGCGUGAGCUAUACAUUUCCCCAUACAUGGGUUUGCUAUGGAGACCUCUGUCUCCAGAAGUAGGUGGAUCAUCCAAUCAUUGUCAGGAAAUGGCUGUGUUUGUUUCAAUUAGCCUGAGUCACCUAUCAACAGCCACUGUUCUAUACUCUAUAGCAUGAGAUGAGAAAGAAUAUUGUUCCAAGCUUUCAUAUUUGUAUCCAUUGAUGAAAUGGUAUCCCUUGCACCUUAUGGUUUAAAUGUGUAUGAACUCUACUGACAGCAUUAUCGAGACAGUGUGAAAGAUCCAAGUAUUUCACACUGUUAUGCUAAAUACUAACUGGAAUCAUUGAUGUAAAGAAAAGUGCUGUGUUAUUUUUACGGUUAAGCUAAUUGGCACACAUUUUGGUAUAGGUCCUUGUAGGAUGGAUUGACUUGAUAACAUCAAGUUUAAAAAAUAAAACUUAUAACAGAUGAG
This is a messenger RNA of Oncorhynchus mykiss (rainbow trout), 1845 nucleotides long. Lineage: Eukaryota; Metazoa; Chordata; Actinopteri; Salmoniformes; Salmonidae. The record is from RefSeq and is a predicted model, not a curated record.